AAAGUCAAACGCGUUAGUUCAGUGGACACCGGUCGGAGCUCGCGCUGGCUCCUGUUGCCACAGCAACCACUGAGGAGAAAUCCGUGCAGCUUCUGAUGCUGUAGCAUUACCGCAAUGAGGGGGAUGUAGCAGUUGUGGUCGGACAGAUGGGACCUCAAGAUUGACUGUGACUCACCACAAAGCGAUGAGAAAAAGAAAAUGUAGCGGUAAUGGACGAUUGUAAUAUCGGACUGGAGGGACGAAGCUGGAAACGAGCCGCAAUCAAGACCUGAGGAAUGAACAAAUAUCUUCAAGAACUUCAAUAUGAGCAUUCAUAGUUGAAGGUCAUAAUCAAGUGUAGCCAUUACUGAAAAAAAAUAUCUGGCAGUUUUCAGGAUGAUUCUGCUGACUUUAUCUGAAUCUGCGAUUCUUCCACCUCAUUCCAGAAUCAACUAUGGAUAACAACGCAAAAACCUGCUCUUUGCCCAGACUCUGAUUUCACAGGAAUUGGCAGACGCUUGACAGCCCUGCGAUGGAAUAUUUUUGGAUCUCUCUGGUGUCAAUAUAUUUAUUUCUUUAUUGUCUGUUCGGUUUUGUCUUUCUCUAAAUAAUGCUGGAAAAACCCACGUAAGUUUUUGAAUUGCAUGCGAACAGUGAAUGAAGAUACUCACUUAGCAUGCACUGAAGUUCUGUAUUGCAUUUUUAGCAUAAUUUGCUUGUCAUAAAUAUAUCAGGGUGUCAUAUCAUGGACAUAUAUUAUGUUAAGCUUUCUGUUAAGGACUUCUGUUUUGCUUCUGUGGACCUCUAAUCACCAUUAUGUGCUGCAAGCUCUUGGAAAAAUGAAUUUAAGCAAUUGUUUUUGGUGAAAAACAAACACAAAGCAAAAAAAACAAAAAUCAAAAAAACAAAAAACAAGGGCUACCAAGGACAGUGCUCAGGUGCUGCUCCUAUAGCGUACUAAAAUCUGCUUAAUUUGGACAUUCGCACCUGCUUCCUGGCUCUUCCAGUCCCCUCGGCUGUUGCCGCACUUAAUCUCUCAGGAUGAGCCAGAAGUCCGACUCAGAGACUGAGGGCUCCCAGGUGCCUGUGAUUUACACAGUGGAGGAACUGGAGUGCAAGAUCUGCUACAAUCGCUUUGACACCCGAGCCCGCAAGCCCAAGGUGUUGAGCUGCCUGCACCGCGUCUGUGCCAAAUGUCUCAAGAAGAUGGUGGAGCUGGACUCAUCUCCGAGCAUUAUCAGCUGCCCCUUCUGUCGCCACGAGACUCAUGUCCCUGACGAGGAGAUCUGGCUUCUUCAAGAUGACAGCAACAUUCUGGCCAUUCUGACUUACCAGGACCGAGCACGAAAGAGCGGUACCGCACCCAGCGGUGAGGUCCUUUUGACGCCCAACAGCUUGAGCGGAGGUGAGCAGGCCCACAGCUCCUCCGAUUGCCUCGUCAUUACAAUCAUGGAAGUCCCUGGAGAGUCGCAGUCCUCGGACUCUAUGAGCAUGCUGAACAUGGUACGCUUGUAUCGGCCAGCCAGCCUGGACUCCUUGCCUUGCCACCUGCCUGUGCAGAAGUGCCGGGCAUGGACGUCCCGUUCGGUUCCCCGCUUUCUGAUGGGUUUCCUCUGCCUGGUCUACUUCAGCUCUCUGCCACUGGGGAUCUACUUGCUGAUGAUCCAGCAGCUCACAAUGGGAGUGAUCCUGGUCAGCCUGGUGCCCUCCACCCUGGUCCUUUGCGUAUUCUAUGGCUUCUGCCAAUGUCUGUGCCACGAGAUCAUGGAGGCCAUCGCCACAUAGCACCCCACUGUCUUUGGGCUGAACUAGCAAGACCUGUAAAAGAACAAAAACCAAAUGACUGAUGCAUAUCUGCUAAUCCCAGACACCCCAUUUUUUCCGUCACACCAGAUUAUACCAGCAUCUACCAGUAAACUCCUUGUAAAUCACCUCACAUUGUAUGCAGGGCCAACUAUACUUGACUUUAGCAGUUGAUUACCAAUGCAAGCUGAAGUUAUUGAUUUUGGACUGCAUCAAAACGCUGUGGUUUUUGUAUCGCAUUUAGCUCACCCAAUGGGUCUUCAACAACUGUGAUAUAAAUAACACGCAACAGAGAAUGAAGUCCUUCCACUCUUUAAUAUGGAAACCACAGGAUGUGUUCAAUAAUACUAGAUGAAUUUGUUCAUUUUCUGUUAUAUUAGGAAUAUCUGUGGUAUAAUUUCAAUCAUUGUCUCAAUGUUCUCGUUGAAGUUCCUAGUUGCCUUUGUAAGGCAUGUCAAUGGCCAAGCUGUAAUGUACAUGUAAAAUAAGUGAAUUUGUGUUUGUCAUUGCUAUGAGAAUGGACAAAUACUUUAAAGCCACCUGUUAGAUAUUCAAUAAAGAUUCUUCCAUAUCUAACACAA
Molecule: messenger RNA, 2363 nt
Organism: Ctenopharyngodon idella (grass carp)
Lineage: Eukaryota; Metazoa; Chordata; Actinopteri; Cypriniformes; Xenocyprididae
Product: E3 ubiquitin-protein ligase RNF182
Exons: 2
Coding region: 1021-1764 (247 amino acids)
Source: RefSeq, a predicted model, not a curated record